This is a messenger RNA of Vitis riparia (riverbank grape), 561 nucleotides long. Its product is annotated as rust resistance kinase Lr10-like. Gene Ontology annotation, molecular function: protein kinase activity; ATP binding. The transcript has a single exon. The annotation marks the transcript as partial. The record is from RefSeq and is a predicted model, not a curated record. Lineage: Eukaryota; Viridiplantae; Streptophyta; Magnoliopsida; Vitales; Vitaceae. Gene Ontology annotation, biological process: protein phosphorylation.
AAAAACCAUUCACUUGGUUGGAAAAAGCUUCAAGAUAUUGCUUUAGGUAUUGCCAAAGGAAUUGAAUAUCUUCACCAAGGUUGUGAUCAAAGAAUCCUCCAUUUUGAUAUCAAACCUCAUAAUAUUUUACUUGAUCACAAUUUUAAUCCAAAAAUAGCUGAUUUUGGCCUAGCCAAAUUAUGUUCCAAGGAACAAAGUGCAGUUUCUAUGACUACAGCUAGGGGAACCAUGGGCUAUAUCGCUCCAGAGAUGUUAUCCAGGAAUUUAGGGAAUGUGUCUUACAAGUCAGAUAUUUUUAGCUAUGGAAUGCUAUUACUUGAAAUGGUAGGAGGAAGGAAGAAUAUUGAUGUUACUGUGGAUAAUACUAGCCAAGUUUACUUCCCAGAAUGGAUUUAUAAUCAUCUAGAUCAAGGUGAAGAGCUACAAAUUCGAAUUGAUGAAGAAAGAGAUACUCAAAUAGUAAAAAAAUUGACAAUUAUUGGACUUUGGUGUAUUCAAUGGUUCCCAAGUGGAUCGUCCUUCUAUGAAGCUUGUGGUUCAGAUGUUAGAAAGAGAAAAUAA